This is a messenger RNA of Onychomys torridus (southern grasshopper mouse), 1822 nucleotides long. RefSeq names its product NME/NM23 family member 7 (gene Nme7). The record is from RefSeq and is a predicted model, not a curated record. Lineage: Eukaryota; Metazoa; Chordata; Mammalia; Rodentia; Cricetidae. Gene Ontology annotation, molecular function: nucleoside diphosphate kinase activity; ATP binding. The transcript is spliced from 13 exons. Gene Ontology annotation, cellular component: centrosome. Bases 540 to 1757 code for a protein of 405 amino acids. Gene Ontology annotation, biological process: CTP biosynthetic process; UTP biosynthetic process; GTP biosynthetic process.
AAAAAAAAGAAGGGACCAAUCUAGAAGGCGAGCCGUGUAGAGGCUUAAACUUCCGGGUCACUAACAACCAGACGGAGGUGGCUCCGUUGGAAGGGGGAAGGUGGCGUCGCGUUGCCCCAGGCGAUGAGAUAAAGGGUGGGUCUUUGUGAAAAGGGGAGGGGCCUGAUUACUCCCAGCCAAUGGAGACGACGUGGCCUGGAGGCGGCGCUGGAUAGGGCCUGGAGGAAGGCGGGGCUUGCGUUGCCAGAGUAACCGGAUCAUCCGCGGUGUUGUCUUCCUGUCUAGAUAUACCUAUUUCCUGUGCUGAGGUCCACAAACUAUGAGUGCAGCCUCAGACUGACGUGGAGGUGUCUCAACACUUACUGGAUCGGAAUCUUCCCUAAACACUGGAGUCUCCUCUCCCAAAUGGUGCAGUUCUGCUUUUUAUCUCCUGCCAGGACCGUCCAACAAUAGACGUCUGCUGGCUCAGCUGGUAGUUUAUUGCAUACUUUCCAGGUCUCCGUACUUUAGCAGCAGCCUGCACUGCAUCCUCUGGCACCAUGAAAGCUGGUCAGCAGGGAAGAAGCUUACAGCCUGGUUCCAGUUUGGUUUCUCUGUAUCUUGCACCCAAGAAUCAGAGUGAGAGGUUCGCUUUCGUUGCAGAGUGGUAUGAUCCCAACGCCUCACUGCUCCGACGCUAUGAGCUCCUGUAUUACCCCGCAGAUGGAUCUGUUGAAAUGCAUGAUGUAAAGAACCGUCGCACCUUCUUAAAGCGGACCAAGUAUGAGGACCUGCGCGUGGAAGAUUUAUUUAUAGGCAACAAAGUGAAUGUCUUUUCUCGACAACUGCUGUUGGUUGACUAUGGGGACCAAUACACAGCUCGCCAGCUGGGCAGUAGGAAAGAGAAAACAUUAGCCCUGAUCAAGCCAGAUGCAGUAUCAAAAGCUGGAGAAAUCAUUGAAAUGAUAAACAAAAGUGGAUUUACUAUCACCAAACUCCGGAUGAUGAUGCUUUCAAGGAAAGAAGCAAUAGACUUUCAUGCAGAUCACCACUCAAGGCCUUUUUAUAAUGAACUGAUCCAGUUUAUUACAAGUGGGCCUGUUAUUGCCAUGGAGAUUUUAAAAGAUGAUGCAAUAUGUGAGUGGAAAAGAUUGCUUGGACCUGCAAACUCUGGGCAAGCUCGUACGGAUGCCCCUGGAAGCAUCAGAGCCCUCUUUGGGACAGAUGGCAUAAGAAAUGCGGCUCACGGCUCUGAUUCUUUUGCAUCUGCUGCCAGAGAAAUGGAGUUAUUUUUUCCUUCAAGUGGAGGCUGUGGACCAGCAAACACUGCUAAGUUUACCAACUGCACCUGUUGCAUUAUUAAGCCCCAUGCCAUCAGUGAAGGACUAUUGGGAAAGAUCUUAAUAGCUAUUCGAGAUGCAUGUUUUGAAAUCUCAGCAAUACAGAUGUUCAAUAUGGAUCGGGUUAAUGUUGAAGAAUUCUAUGAAGUUUAUAAAGGCGUUGUGCCUGAGUAUAAUGAUAUGGUGACAGAAAUAUGCUCUGGCUCUUGUGUAGCCAUAGAGAUCCAGCAGAAUAAUCCUACAAAGACAUUUCGAGAGUUCUGUGGACCUGCCGAUCCUGAAAUUGCCCGGCAUUUACGUCCUGAGACCCUCAGAGCAAUCUUUGGUAAAACUAAGAUUCAGAAUGCUGUUCACUGUACAGAUCUGCCAGAGGAUGGGCUCCUAGAGGUAAGACAAAGCAUUGUGGGAAUCCUGCUUAUACUCCGGGUGCACCAGUAAUCUCCAAGUUCUUGUACAUUUCAAACCAUUUUAUAGUCUGGGGUUACAUUGGUUCUUGGCCAUCC